This is a messenger RNA of Oncorhynchus tshawytscha (Chinook salmon), 1716 nucleotides long. It is a transcript of the gene coq6, whose product is annotated as coenzyme Q6 monooxygenase. Lineage: Eukaryota; Metazoa; Chordata; Actinopteri; Salmoniformes; Salmonidae. Gene Ontology annotation, cellular component: mitochondrion. Bases 182 to 1618 code for a protein of 478 amino acids. Gene Ontology annotation, molecular function: oxidoreductase activity, acting on paired donors, with incorporation or reduction of molecular oxygen, NAD(P)H as one donor, and incorporation of one atom of oxygen; FAD binding; 2-octaprenyl-6-methoxyphenol hydroxylase activity. The record is from RefSeq and is a predicted model, not a curated record. Gene Ontology annotation, biological process: ubiquinone biosynthetic process. The transcript has 12 exons.
CUACAGGAAGUUCUUGCCUCUUACGUAUGUCAAAAUAUACAACAUGGCUGCAUUAUAGAAUGGACACAGCUGCGAUUAGUAGGACAUAUUCAAGGGGAAACAUUUCGUUCUGAUUCUAAGCAAUACAGUUGGAGUUCUUUUAAGGGUUAGACGAGUACCACGUCGUUACGUUGUUUUAAAGAUGCAUAGUCUCACUAAAACGGCACUGUCUUUCAAUGGAAUCGGGCGGCGGUGUGUUGCUCUGAACCGUUUUUCAGAAACAAGAAUCAUUUGCAGAGGACUCACGUGCACAGCAGAACAUGAAAAUGAGCUCUAUGAUGUCAUUAUAUCUGGAGGAGGGAUGGUUGGGACCGCUAUGGCUUGUUCUUUAGGCUUGGAUCCAAACUUGGAGGGGAAGAAGAUUCUUUUGCUUGAGGCAGGCAACAAGAAAGUGAUGGACAAGGUCCCAGACGCCUACAGUACAAGAGUCAGCUCCAUCAGCCCGGGCUCUGCCACCCUCCUCAGUGGUGUUGGUGCAUGGGAUCACAUUAUGAACAUGAGAUGUAAGCCCUAUCAGAAGAUGCAGGUUUGGGAUGCCUGCUCUGAUGCCCUGAUUACAUUUGAUAAGGAGAACCUGCAGGACGAGAUGGCAUACAUUGUGGAGAACAACAUCAUUGUGGCAGCCCUGACAAAGCAGCUGGAGAAUCUCUCUGAUCAGGUGAGGGUCCAGUACAAAUCCAAGGUGGUGAAAUACACCUGGCCCAAGUCCCACCAGGUAGCUGACGCCAUCCCCUGGGUUCAGGUCACCCUGGCCAACGGACAGACUCUUCAAACCAAACUACUGAUUGGAGCAGAUGGGCCAAAUUCGAUGGUAAGGCGGGAGGCGGGGAUACCCACGGUCAAGUGGAAUUACGACCAAUCAGCUGUUGUGGCUGUCCUGCAUCUGUCUGAGCCAACAGAGAACAAUGUUGCCUGGCAGAGGUUCCUUCCAACAGGCCCCAUAGCAAUGUUACCAUUGUCGGACACAGAGAGCUCUCUGGUGUGGUCGACCAGCCACCGCCAUGCAGAGGAGCUACUGCAGCUGGAUGAGGAGAGCUUCGUGGACUCCAUCAACACUGCCUUUUGGAGUAAUGAGAACCACAGUGAGCUGGUGGAGACUGCUGGCUCUCUGUUCCGCACUGCCCUGUCAGUCCUCAUGCCGUCUGCAGGCUCGGCACGCCAGCUACCGCCCAGCGUGGCCGGGAUCGGCCCAAAGAGUCGGAUCAUGUUCCCCCUGGGCAUGGGCCAUGCGUCAGAGUACAUCAGGCACCGGGUGGCACUCAUCGGCGAUGCAGCACACCGCGUUCACCCUCUAGCUGGCCAGGGAGCCAACCUGGGCUUUGGGGAUGUGGCCUGCCUCACUCAGCUCCUGAGCCAGGCGGCCUUUAACGGGAAGGAUCUGGGGGCCAUGCAGCACCUGUUGGAAUAUGAGACAGAGCGCCAGCGACACAACCUGCCCAUGAUGGCUGCCAUCGACCUGAUGAAACGACUGUACUCUACUAACGCUGCCCCCAUGGUUGUCUUACGCACCUUCGGUCUGCAGGCCACCAAUACACUGCCAGCCAUGAAAGCUCAGAUCAUGGCGUUUGCAAGCAAGUGACACAUACACUGGCCCUGCCGUUUCAGUUUGAUGGUACGCCAAUGACUUUGUGAAUGUAAAAGUGUAAAUUAAAGUUAUUUUAUGCUCUGUUACUAGAA